Molecule: messenger RNA, 366 nt
Organism: Plasmodium adleri (nom. inval.)
Lineage: Eukaryota; Apicomplexa; Aconoidasida; Haemosporida; Plasmodiidae
Product: phosphatidylinositol N-acetylglucosaminyltransferase subunit P, putative
Exons: 4
Coding region: 1-366 (121 amino acids)
Source: RefSeq, a predicted model, not a curated record
AUGCAAUCAAUUAAAGAGGGGUAUGCUUUUUUUAUUUUAUAUUUAUCACAAAUAUUAUGGGUGUUAUAUUUAAUAUGGGCCUUCAUAUUUGAUGACAUAUUAAUUUUAUUGUACUUUCCAUUUCCAUCAAAAUAUUGGGCUGCCGUUAUACCUUGCGCUAUAAUUUUUACAUGUUUUUGUUUUUUUUUAUUUACAAUAAUAUAUUCAUAUGUUCAAACUGAAUCUCCUAAUUCUAUGAAUUUGGUAAACGAUAAAUAUUCCACAUUUGAAAAUACAAUCACAGAACAUUCAAUGAAUUGUAUGAACGAUAUAAAUAUUGAGCAAAUAAAUAAAUUAUUUUAUGAUACCUCUCUAUAUUUUGAUUAA